Messenger RNA from Stylophora pistillata, 562 nucleotides. RefSeq lists its product as uncharacterized. NCBI's taxonomy places the organism in Eukaryota, Metazoa, Cnidaria, Anthozoa, Scleractinia, Pocilloporidae. The record is from RefSeq and is a predicted model, not a curated record.
AAUGGAACGGAUCAAGACGUCAUCUGUAUGAGAGGAGCUCGUGGGCCGCAGGGCCGUGAUGGGCCCCGAGGACGUAGGGGUCGCCCAGGUUACAUUGGAAAGGCGGGGAAAAGGGGUCCUCCUGGGGCACGUGGUCGCCAAGGACCCAGAGGGAGACCUGGAAGCGCUUUAGCGGGAAAUACUUCGAGACUACUCCAGGAUAUAGAUAUCCCAAGAAUAAAAAAGAAGCCACCAACCAGCAUGACUGUCAAAGAGGAUAGCAAUGUCUCUCUACCCUGCUACUCAAAAGGCUUUCCAAAACCAGAGGUCACGUGGUUUAAAAAUGGCCAAAAGAUGAACUCCAGGAAGUAUAACAAAGAUACAGGCAUGUUGACGUUUCCCAGCAUUCAUUUCAACGAUCGAGGCCUGUACAGAUGCGAAGCAAGGAAUUUCAUAGGGGUCGAGUCUGCAACUGUGAAAAUUGUUGUCGAAGGUAUAGAAAACUAAUUAUGCGUUGUAAUCGUUGCUUGGAUCUCAGUUGAUGUUGUAGUUUUUGUUGAUUUAGUUCAUCGUUAUCUUCUUA